AUGUCAUGCUUCCGCGCACUCUUGACAGUCUGCUCUCCCAGACCCACAAAGCGUAAUGAAGAAUCAGAUCCUUCAUUAGAUGGCUCCUAUCAGCUACAAGCACUGGAGCCUGAGACCUUGCCGACCGAGGACGACUCACCGCCCAUCAGGCACAUGUCCGUACAGUCUCUAAACCCAGUUCCAGCUCCAAAUUCGACUAUAAAAGCACAGGUGACUUCAAAAGCCCCCACCAAACAACACAUCUCCGCUACACUCAGUCCACGCGCAAUCGCGGCAUUACUGAAAGAUGUCGACUUUGCGCAGGGCGGAGACGAGAGACUACCCCUUCACACAUUCAGUGCCGAUUGGGAUGAUGGCGAUGCGCAAACCGAAGCAGAUGUGCAAUACGAGUUCAUAUAUGAAGGCGACUUCGGCAUCACAUGGCCACUAAGGAAGAUCCGGGUGGACGACAUGCCCGUAGAACAAGAUUUCGAAGAUGUGGACACCGCCGACGACACGAGCGCUACCAUAGACGUCCACGAAGUCGCAGAUCGACACGAUUGCAGAGCAGAUGUCGCCUAUACACACAUAACACCUCAAUCACCGCGGAAGCGUCGAGUUCGCGUACGCAUUGCAGGCGAUACGACGGCGCCGCGGUUCAAGGUCCGUGUAAGAGCGCCGCAAGAGCUGGGAAAUGAGAGCAUGCGUCGGCUGCCCAGGCGCAGGGGGGAACUGGUUCUUGGGAUAAUCAAGCCUGCGAUGGACGAGCAAAUGGGACGUUAA
Parastagonospora nodorum SN15 is the source of this 762-nucleotide messenger RNA. RefSeq lists its product as hypothetical. The transcript has a single exon. The record is from RefSeq and is a predicted model, not a curated record. NCBI's taxonomy places the organism in Eukaryota, Fungi, Ascomycota, Dothideomycetes, Pleosporales, Phaeosphaeriaceae. The coding region runs from base 1 to 762 and encodes 253 amino acids.